AUGACUCUUCAAAGCAAGUCAAUUUGGGACAUAGGUACAGCCGUAACUGACCAGAUAAAUGCAAUAUCAGCAUAUGAGUUCCAGCACUGCUAUGAAGACUGUAGCCAGUUACCUAGAACACCGCAGAGCAGAGCGGAUGAAGAAAUAGAGGAAGCAGACGAAUCGGAAGAAGAGGAGGAAGACGAAGAGGAAGAGGAGGAUGAAGAAGAUGAUGAUGAUGACGAGGAUGAUGAUGGUAAAAGAAGACGACGACGUCAAAGGCGUAGACGAAGGGAUGACUCAGAUGAAGAUGAUGAUAAUAAUUCUUACAAAGGUUCUACUAUGUGCUGCAUUUUGUAA
Molecule: messenger RNA, 339 nt
Organism: Stegodyphus dumicola
Lineage: Eukaryota; Metazoa; Arthropoda; Arachnida; Araneae; Eresidae
Product: kinesin-like protein KIF28
Biological process (GO): microtubule-based movement
Molecular function (GO): ATP binding; microtubule binding; microtubule motor activity
Source: RefSeq, a predicted model, not a curated record